Fusarium proliferatum ET1 is the source of this 1887-nucleotide messenger RNA. RefSeq lists its product as uncharacterized. NCBI's taxonomy places the organism in Eukaryota, Fungi, Ascomycota, Sordariomycetes, Hypocreales, Nectriaceae. The transcript has a single exon. The record is from RefSeq and is a predicted model, not a curated record. The coding region runs from base 1 to 1887 and encodes 628 amino acids.
AUGGAUGUUCAACCUUUUGCUUUCUUUCCCUACAAGCCUUUAAAAUCUGACGAGUUACGCUUAUUACGCGUCGAACCUGGCGACACUGAUGUGAUACGCGUCGAACUCAGAACCGUUAAAUCCCGCACGUCGCAAAGAUUCUGGGCCUUAUCUUACGUCUGGGGCGCAAGAGAAAACCCCGCCACUAUCGUUCUGAAUGAUCAGCCCUUCAGCAUCACGAGAAACUUAUACAAUGCUCUUUAUCAGUAUCGCCGUCACAUAUUUGAGGGCUACGGCAGUGAUGAUAGAGCGUUGCUCUGGGUAGAUGCCAUUUGUAUCAACCAGAAUGAUCAGGUUGAAAAGUCAAUUCAGGUUCCCCGCAUGUCAGAGAUCUACGGCCAAUGUGAGCGUGUGUUGGCGUGGUUGGGCCCAGUCGACAGUGACGAGGAGAGUCAUGUUUGCAGAUUAGCAGAGAGAUUGAAGUACUUCCAGUCACCUGCAGACUUAACCAGUCAAGGCCAUUCUGAAGAUGACCGAAUCACAGCAUUCAUGAAGUCUGGACGUUGUGACGAGACAGCCGCAAUCGACGUUGAAUCUGUGCGGAAGGCUCUAAAGUCCAUCGGCCAUCGCCCAUGGUUCCGGCGUAUCUGGAUUCUCCAAGAAGCCGUCCUAGCAAAGAAACAGCCAAUCUUGCUAUGCGGAGCUUACGAGCUUGGGUACGAGAUCUUCUUCAAGACUUGGGUCUUGAUGUUGAAUCCAUCUGAGGACGGACAGCUGCUCUACUCGUUCAUGGCGGAGAACCCAGUCAGGUUCAAAGCCAUUGAGCUGGUGUACAAGAACACUCUACAAGCCAGAAGGGAAACGACCCCGGAACAGGCAAAAGGCCCUGUAAGUCAAGAGAAGCAGUGCGCUAUCGACAUCGUCAAGUUGCUCAAUGAGACGACGGAACUGGAAGCUACGGUGGCUCACGAUCGUUUGUAUGCCCUCAUUGGCCUCUUGGCUUGCGAUCCUCUACCUCCAGCCCUUCAGCCAGACUACACCCAGUCUUUCGCCGAACUCUGCUACAAGUUCACAAUGUUUGUUCUCGACCAAACUCAAGAUAUUCGCGUCUUAAACCUAGGAACGGUGGGAAGCCUUUCAUCCGUGGCAUCGUGGACACCAGAUCUGCGAAAUAGCUGGACAGCAAGGUCCAAUUUGACUCCCAGCCCUGGAAUAUGCUUCAACAUUUCUAAGGAUGGUAAGACCCUGACCAUGCCGGCUAUAGUCAUAGGCCAGUGUGUGUCUGCCUGCAAGCCUAUCACUCCUGAUCCCGAUACUGGUAUCGUAUCGCCGGCAGCAUUCUUGCAAUUCGAUGAGGCUGUAGUCAAAGUAGCUGCAGCUAUCAGAAGAGUUACUCGCAUGGAAAUCAUGACUGAGUGGUUCAAGUUUCAUCUGUCAGACAUAUACACCGAAGGACGGCUGACUCAAAAUCCCGUCAUCGUGCAGAGAGUCAUGAUGGCCUAUGUGUGCAUGGUACAUGGUCAACCACUGUCCUCACUUGGCACGAGAUUCGGAACAGAAGAACAGUUGCUAGGCGCAUAUGGAAUGGUCACAGACCCCAUUUUUCAGCAGAGCUUGGUUGGGUGUAGUAACUUUGUGCUACAAAAUGGAACAGUGGGACAGUUACUUCACGGUGACGCAGUAGCAGCUGUUGGGGACGCCAUCUGCGCUUUUCCGGGUCUAUCGACUCUUUUUCUCAUACGGAGAAGUGAAGAUGGAAAGUGUAAGAUUGUUGGGCAGGUUUCAAAGUGGGAGAAUAUCGGAGCAAGCUUACCUUCGGAGCAGCUUGAGAGCUAUACUCGAUCGUUUGAAGCUGCACAUUUGGGAAGAGAAACCAAGAAUGGCGUUAGAAUGAUGAGUCUUGUCUGA